Molecule: messenger RNA, 2534 nt
Organism: Danio rerio (zebrafish)
Lineage: Eukaryota; Metazoa; Chordata; Actinopteri; Cypriniformes; Danionidae
Source: RefSeq, a predicted model, not a curated record
AUGAGCAAUAAUAAUCUGCAGGAUUCAGGAGUGAAGCUGCUCUGUGCUGGACUGAAGAAUAUUAAGUGCGAUUUAGAAACGCUGAGGUUUUUGAGUGCUGCUGCUGAUGAAGGCUGUCAGUUUGUGACUGGAAUUGUGGGUAAAAACCCUUUACUUCUGAAAGAACUGAGUCUAAGUGGUCACGAACUAGGAGACACACGAGUGAAUCAACUCUCUGCUCUACUGCAGGAUAAACACUGUCAGAUCAACACACUCAUUCUGAGUCAUUGCAGUAUUACAGAGGAACAGUGUGUGAUCCUGACUUCAGCUCUGAAAUCAAACUUGUCACACCUGAGAGAACUGAACCUCAGUGGGAAUCAAAUAAGAAAAUCAGGACUGAAUCUCUUAUGUGACGUACUGAAAGAUUCACACUGUAAACUGGAGACACUGAGGUUAAAUGAUUGUAAGUUAACAGACAGAAGCUGUUCAACUCUGGCUGCAGUUCUCAGAUCAGAAAACAAUCUGAAAGAGCUGAACAUGAGCUAUAACAAUCUGCAGGAUUCAGGAGUGAAGCUGCUCUGUGCUGGACUGAAGAACAUUCAGUGCAAGUUAGAAAUACUGAGUCUUUCAGACUGCAGUAUCAGUGAAGAAGGUUAUAAAGCUCUGGCUUCAGCUCUGAGAUCAAACCCUUCACACCUGAUAGAGCUGGAUCUCAGAGGAAAUGAUCCUGGACAAUCAGGAGUGAAGGAGCUCACUGAGAUACUGCAGGAUCCACACUGUACACUGAACACACUGAGGUUUUUGAGUCCUGCUGCUGAUGAAUUCUGUCAGUUUGUGACUGGAGUUGUGGAUAUAAACCCGUUACUCCUGAAAGAACUGAAUCUGAGUGAUCAAGAAUUAGGAGACACACGAGUGAAUCAACUCUCUGCUCUACUGCAGGACGAACACUGUCAGAUCAACACACUCAUUCUGUGGAGAUGCAGUAUUACAGAGAAACAGUGUGUGAUCCUGACUUCAGCUCUGAAAUCAAACCCAUCACACCUGAGAGAACUGAACCUCAGUCUGAAUAAUCUAGGAGACUCUGGAGUGAAAAACCUCAGUGAUUUACUGAUGGAGACACAGUUCAAGCUGGAGAUACUAGAUCUGUGGGAUUGCAGUAUUACAGAGAAACAGUGUGACAUCCUGACUUCAGCUCUGAAAUCAAACCCAUCUCACCUGAGAGAACUGAGCCUCAUCUGGAAUAAACUAGGAGACUCUGGAGUGAAAAACCUCAGUGAUUUACUGAUGAAGCCACAAUUCAAGCUGGAGAAACUAAAUCUGUGUGAAUGCAGUAUUACAGAGGAACAAUGUGUGAUCCUGGCUUCAGCUCUGAAAUCAAACCCAUCACACCUGAGAGAACUGAACCUCAGUGAGAAUCAAAUAAGAAACACAGGAGUGAGUCUCUUAUGUGAUGUACUGAAGGAUUCACACUGUAAACUGGAGACACUGAGAUUGUUUGGCUGUGGCAUCACAGAUGUUUCUUCUUUAACUCAGUGUUUAAUGAGCACUAAAGCUCUGCAGUUUCUAAAAGAGCUUGAUCUGAGUUUUAAUCACAUUGGAGACUCAAAGCAGAAGCUCAUUGAUGUGAUGCGAGACUCAAACUGUAAACUGAUAAUAGAGAAUUAGUUGCCGAACCCUGAAGACUCUGGAUGCUGUAUAUCAUAGUCAGCUGUAAAGAUGUGAGAAUCAGUGAACAUCAGUUGAGGAUCCACAGAAGAGUCUCAAUACUGUGGUAAAAUGUGGGAUUAAAAUGUAAAGAUAAAUGUUAAAUCAGGUGAAGAGACUCAGAAUGACAAGCAAAUAAUGCAGCGUGUGUUAAAAACAUGAUAUUGAAUCAGAAAAUAUUUUCAUGUGGAAUCAAACAUUCAUUAUGCAAUUAAAUGUUUCUAAUUAUUUGUGUCAUUUUAAGUGCAGCUCUUAAAUGUUUCAACAGUAAAACUGAAACGAGAACAUUUUGUUUUAAAAAAGGUGCAUAACCACUCUUACAUUUCAUACAUAGCAGAUCUUUAUUACUGUAUUAUAGUUUAUUUUAUAUUAUCCUGGCUCUAUAUGUCUGUUGCUGAUGCUAUUAUUUAAAAAAAAAAAGGUAAUUAUUCACACUCAAUUGCUUCGUACUGUUUUUAUUUUUCUUACGUUAUACGGGUGAAUAAAAGACAGAUGUUUCUGCACAAAGCCUUCAUCAGUGCGACUCUGUUGCUGAUGCACAAAUAUUCAGUCUAUUGUGUUUGUUCUGGAUGGAGUUUCUCCUUCGUCAUUUCAGAUCAGUUUUACUAUUUUAACCAGUUAAAGCAUUUGUGUCAUUUCUCUGCUCUAGUCACUGUAAUAUAGUUAGUUUAAGCUGUAUAAUUUAUAUUGUUUUUUUUAUUCAUAUUUGUUCUUUUAUUUGAGGUUAAUAAUCAGAUUUCCAGAAAUAACAAUAAGCAUUUAAUAAAUAUAUCAUUUCUUAAUAAUUUUGCCUUAUCAGUUCUUUUACCACACAUCAAGUCACCAAUAAAAGUGUGAUUACUUUUUUACAA